CAGAAGAAGGCAUGAAACAAACCACGAGCUGAGAGUUUUUACACAACAGUCGGAUUUGUCCCAUUGUCAAGAGUGUGACGUGCCAGAAAAUAGUUUGUAUAGUGUCGUUAUUUAAUUUCAGAUUCAUAAUCAUACUAUUUAGCUCAACCUAUCUCUCACAGGAAGUAUACAGAUAUUUGGGAGAAAGCAGAUUUGAGCAUUACCCGGAGUAAACCUGAACGCACAGCAAUGAGUGACCCAGAGCCAGCAACAUUUGCAUCUGUUGAACAAGAGAGGGACUACUGGAAGGAACAGGCUGCCAAAUACCAGCAAAGGGCUGAGGAGGCGCAGGAGGAGCUGCAGGAGUUUCAGCAGAUGAGUCGAGACUAUGAGGAGGAGCUGGAGACAGAGCUGAAGCAGUGUGAUGCCCGUUAUCGUGAGCUUCUUACGACCAGCAACAGACUCCGCAUGGAAUUAGAAAACUACAAGGAGAAGUAUGAAACGCAGCACUCUGAAGCAGUCAGGCAGAUUUCGACUCUAGAAGGAGACCUGGCAGAGACCACAGCCAUCAAAGACCAACUGCACAAGUAUAUCCGGGAGUUAGAGCAAGCUAACGAUGACCUGGAGAGAGCUAAGAGGGCGACUAUAAUGUCACUUGAGGACUUUGAGCAGAGAAUGAAUCAUGUUAUAGAGAGAAAUGCCUUCCUUGAGAAUGAGCUUGAUGAAAAAGAAAAUCUUCUAGAAUCAGUACAGAGAUUAAAAGAUGAAGCCAGAGAUUUAAGACAUGAACUUGCUGUUCAGCAGAAACAGGAGCGCAAGACAUCAAUCAGCCUUUCUAAAGAUGUAGAGAAGCCAGAGGCCACACCCUCCAGACCCUCCUCUGUUGUUACCUCCGCUCUCCCAUCGCUCCAUCCCACACCCUCCAGACCUCCAUGCUCAGGGAGUGCAUUUAACACCCCCUCAGCUUCCUACAGCAGAAUUGAAGGCCUAACUGGAACUCCUCUCACCACAUCUGCACGUAUAUCUGCCCUUAACAUCGUUGGAGAACUGUUGAGGAAAGUUGGGAACCUUGAAUCAAAGCUAGCAUCGUGCAGAGAGUUAAACAUCCAUGAGAAAACACCCAGACGUGCCGCGAUUGGCCAGGGUACACCGAACGUUUCACGGGAAACCCCUGAAAUCCCAUCCAGCACAAAUGGCUUGUAUGAUAAGGGGAUGGUGAAAAGGUUGGACUUUGGAACAGGACCCAAGAUAAUGCUGUGAAUAAUGCACUAUUCGCUACCAGUGCACAUGCAUGUCUUUUGCUCUCACAUCAUUGGGAAUGCAAGUACUCCUUAUCCAUUAAUAUGGAAAUGCUUUAUUUUCAGGAGCUGAAUCAUAUCUUAUGGCCCAAGUCUUCCACUAUCUGAGAAGGUUCUGCUUUUAUAUUCAUAUCAUAUCAUAUCGUAUCAUAUCGUAUCAUAUCAUAUCAUAUCACAUCAUAUCAUAUAUCAUAUAAUAUACCAUAUCAUAUAAUGUUAUCGUGUCUAUGCUAACUGUUUACCAGCUCUCUCUGGUCUGUGAAAUGAAACUAUUACCUGUUGUUUUACAAUUUUGUUGGAGAUUUGCAUUGUGUUUUACAGAUUUACUUACUCUUAAAUACUCAUACACUGUAUCUCUUUUUUUUUUCUUUUUAAGUGUUGUUUUUAGGUAUCUGGUGAUGUAUAGUAGUAUUUAAAUGUAUAAUCUGCACCAUAAUUGUUAUUUGCUCUUUUGGGACCAUAAAUUGGGGGAGACUGUUGCAGGUGACUGAAAGUGGGUCCGUAGAUUUACCCCUGCAGUCCCAUUACAUUUGGCACUAAACUACUGAUCAGUGUCCAGGGAAAUGUCUACCGCACAUGCUUAUUAUUUUUCACAGGACUGGAGCAGGUUAAUUUUUCAUUCAGAAAUACAUUAUAUAUAUAUAUUUUUUUUUUAGAAUCUAGCAUUUUAAUAAUGAGUUUGUUACUUACUGAAUAGUGUCUAGUUGAAAAAAUGUUGUUACAAGGAGGUUUGUGUGAUGCUGAAGCUGUAGUGUUCAUAUCAUUGCCUCGUUGGGGCUGACGUAAUAACCAACAGUAGUCUGUGUUUAUUUCUAGUAAUGGCUAAUGUACUCCUCAUUUGAACAGUCAGUGCCAUCUUUUUCAAAGAUUACAGCACUUCAGUACUGGAGAGUAGUUGCUGUCAUAUCAUGCACUGAACAUGAAUUGAAAGUGCCUUAAUAUAAGAUUUGCCUCAAAGUUGACUUAUUACUGGGUUACUUACUAGCCCAAAGUGAGUUGCAGCUUCUCUCGCUAUUCUUCCCAAUGUAUUAAUUCUCUGAUAUGUCAGGGAUUCCAUGAAGAGGAGAAACUGAAUUCUGAGUUUAAGUGCUUAGUUUUCACAUUUCUCUUUGAGUUGAUUUAAGUAACAAGCAAUAUGAAUACUUCAGUGAAGGGUACAUAUAUUUUUAUGUUAAAAAUAGAAAUGUAAGGAAGAAUUGAUACAUUUAUAUUAUCCAUUUUUGCCUAGAGGUACAGAUGAAAAAUGAUAUGAAAUUAGAAAUAUAGAAUGAUGGUUGAUAGAAAGAUUUAGUACACUCGAUCACACCAUCUCAGGGCCUCACUUAAGCAAUAACCUCACUAAAGAUAUAAUUACAGUUCAAUUUCUGUCAAGUAUUUGUCAAUGUAUGCACAAGACAUGCACAAUUGCCAAUUAUUGUCAACAUGGGUUUUCUUUGCUAUUUAUAAACCGAAACAUCUGCAAUGUCCAUGCAUUCCUCAGCAAAGACAAUGCUUAAUUUAUCCUGUCUGUAAAACAAUUUUUUUGUUGGUUAAUCCAUAACCUUCAAAAUAAAUGUCUUGUUAACAGGA
Messenger RNA from Carassius gibelio (silver crucian carp), 2846 nucleotides. RefSeq names its product nuclear distribution protein nudE homolog 1-A-like. Lineage: Eukaryota; Metazoa; Chordata; Actinopteri; Cypriniformes; Cyprinidae. The coding region runs from base 229 to 1239 and encodes 336 amino acids. Gene Ontology annotation, biological process: establishment of mitotic spindle orientation; microtubule nucleation; centrosome localization. Gene Ontology annotation, cellular component: kinesin complex; kinetochore; centrosome. The transcript has 9 exons. Gene Ontology annotation, molecular function: microtubule binding. The record is from RefSeq and is a predicted model, not a curated record.